Seriola aureovittata is the source of this 11304-nucleotide messenger RNA. RefSeq names its product nuclear factor I/A (gene nfia). Gene Ontology annotation, cellular component: nucleus. Gene Ontology annotation, biological process: regulation of transcription by RNA polymerase II. NCBI's taxonomy places the organism in Eukaryota, Metazoa, Chordata, Actinopteri, Carangiformes, Carangidae. The transcript is spliced from 12 exons. Bases 3268 to 4884 code for a protein of 538 amino acids. Gene Ontology annotation, molecular function: DNA-binding transcription factor activity, RNA polymerase II-specific; RNA polymerase II cis-regulatory region sequence-specific DNA binding. The record is from RefSeq and is a predicted model, not a curated record.
CGUUUAAUGUCCGGUAAUGUUGUUGUGAUGUUGCUGUGAUGUGUCUCUGGGCUUCAGUGUGUUUGUGGGGAGAUUAUCAGGAUUAUGGUAUUUUAUCUUUAUAAUAUUCCUGCACCCUGAGGUGCUCCGUGGUGAUUUUGCUGUGUUUCUGACCUUUGUAUCAGGCUGUUACAGAUAUUUUUUACCCUCUACAGUCCAUAAUAUUCCCACUGUCCCUCUGUAGAGUUUUACAGUGUGUCUGUGGUUCUUUGUGCUGAUUUAUUUUUCCUCUUGAAUCAUCGUUAAUGAUCCUAUAGGGCCAUUUGGAGUGUCGGUGGCUUUACAGAGGCUUUAUUGAAUUUUGCGGUAACUCCUAUAGCAUCUCCACAGACUCAUAUUCUCAUGUCCCUGUAAAGGCUUUAUAGAGUGUCUGUGGUUUUCAUGUGACUUUAUGGCUCUUCAGUGUUUUAAAAUCUCUGGAUUUUUCAGCCUUUUUGCUUCAGUGAAGCUUUAGAAGUGAAGCGUCGUGUCCACUGCUCACUUCUUUUUUUAUCAUGUGUACGCUUCCUCCAACAGCUCAGAUCGUAAAUAUCAUUAGCUGAUAUUUUUGAUCAGUUUUGCUUCUUUCUGCAUGAUUUACAGUUAACUCAGCAGCCUCUGAACUCUGCCUGUAUGAUGUAUAGGGGGCGCUGUUAACUGGCUCCGUUCACCUCUCAGCUCCAGUUCACCAGACGCUUAAUAACAGUGGACCCUCACUGUGAGCACCCUGCAGGAUGUCAGCCUGUCAGACAUCAGGAAACAUUUUCAGGCAUUUGGCUUUCCUCUUUUUUUUUCUUUUUAUCGUCAGUACAUUUAUCUGGCUGUUAUUUAAUAUUCUAAUAAUUCUGUACUUUACAAAAAGCAGAACUAGCGUUCAAGAGCUUUUCCUCCAGUUAACACGUCUGAAUACUUUGUUCCACUGCUGCCUGUUUGUCCACGACUGUUGUUCAGGGUCAGACGUUUAUUCUCAUUUCUACUAUGAAAAAAUCCAAAUCGAAAAAAGAUGUAGUUGCUCCAGGACCAGGGUGCAAAACCCACAAAAUAUCAUAAACAUAAAAUUUAAGCUGAGUGCAAAAAAGUAAAUAAAGUUAAUAUAUAUCAGACUUAAGAAAAAUAAAAACAUAAACACCAGUAGAAAUAAAAAAAGACAACAGGGACCCUCCCUCCCUCACCCAACCGACUGUUUAUACAUCAAUCUGUGAGUCAUAAUAUAAUCUCAUAUCAUAAAACAUCACAUCAUAGAAUAAUAAAACAGACAAUAUAAUCUGCAGAGUUCAGCAGGUCACAGAGCUGCAGCUUUAUAUAAGACUGUUACUGAGCUGAUUGGCAAUAUCUCAAUAUGAUCUCACAUGUGCCUCAUUCAUAUUAUAUAAGAGAGUGUGAGUGUGUUAUGUAAAAAUGAUUUGGACUGAUUUAUGCUCCAACAGCCCCAACAAGAAAUAAUAAUAGUACUACUACUAAUGAUAAUAAUAAUUAACACUAAUAAUAGGUGGAAACUGGUGGUUUAAAGAGUAAUUAAAGUGUCUCCCAGCGGUGAGGGGAUCCUGUCAGACCCUCAUGGAUCACACGGAUCUCCCCUCUAGACUCUGUCCGCUUCUUAUUGACUUCACUGAAGCGGCUGUUUGUGUGUGAGCGCUGGACCCGGACUCAGUCCCCGGGUCUCAGCUGCUGUCAGGUGCCUGCUGGUCACGAACUGACGCCGGAUUAGAGGCUGUUUUCCGUCAUCAUUUGCAUGAGAGCGGAGCAGAAACCCGCCUGUGGAGUGAGCGGGACCGAGGCUGAGAGGCAGCGGGGCUGCAGAGCGGACUUGGACUUGAUUUAGGAAGAGGCGGCGAGUCACGGUCCAAAGUUUGGCUGAGCCUCAACUUCACCCUCCCGCUGCGGGUUGUUGGAUUUGUCCCACUUCUUCCUCCUUAAUGCGUAAACUAGCUUUAAAACCCAAUCGUUGUUUCCCGCCGUCACACAGAAUCAGAUCUGCGGAGAAAUGUCCAUCUCAGCUAAUCGAUCGAUAAAUACCGAUCAAUAAGCCCUCAGCCUGAUCAGUUUCAUCUCAAUAUCCUCUUGAACGGCGGGGUCCCGGAGUACAGCAGAACUCUGCUGCACACACACACUCAUAGACUCACACACACACACACACUCACUCUCACUCUCACACACACGCGCUCACACACUCGCAGCCGCGGCAUCACCGGAUUCUACUUGUGAAACUGCGCGCAGAGGAUUGAUGCCUUUCCUUUCUGAUCGAUAAGCAGAGUGUGUGAUCAGUUUCGGCUCUGCAGGGUCAGUACGCACAGUCUGCGGCCACACACACACACACACACACACACACACACACCGACGCAAUCCGGCGGCGGAGAGCGCGGAGGUCCCGGUGCUCGGAGCAGUAGACAGGCUGGGCAGAGGAGCGGAGAAGAGGUGGCGCUCGUCUCUGCGUCCGGGACAACACACCGACUCUCUCUCUCCCUCUCUCUCUCCUUCACCGUCUCCUCCUGCUGGAGAUAAAUUAACGGAAAGCAGCUGUCGGUUGUUUUAGAGGCGAGGCGGCCGUCUAGCAGCUCAGGGAUCCCGUUUUGCCUUUUUUUCUUUCUUCCUCGUCAGCUCUCUUUUCCCGGGACUCCGCCGACACCGCUGCUGCUGCACCGCGCCCUCCGUCCCGAGCACCGAGGAGCCCGCACCGCCGCACGCCGGCCACAGCGCACCGCAGGACGGAUAGACAUGUUGCCGAGGUCCGCCGGUCGCCGUGGCUCUCCGGCGGUUUGAAAUGCAGUUUCGGGACAUUGUGGAGGUUUGCAUCGUCCGCCACCACCGGCCGCUCUCGCCUCACCCCCGAGCACCGACACCACACCGGGCUGCCCUGUGACUAGUUUCCUCUUUUUCAUCUUCUAACGGGACUUUUCUCUCGCUGCCGGAGAUGUUCUUGGUGUCUGGGCUGAAAGUUGUGCGCUCCCCGGCGGAGGGCCUCUAACAGGUCCGGACAGUACAUGUAACCCGAGGCGGGGUCAAAGUUCAGCCCUGGUUGGAAAUGUGAAAGCGAAGGGGGCAAAGGAGGGCUCUAUUAUCCCCUCUCUCUCUCUCUCUCACUCUGUCUCUCCUUUUUUCUGUUCUUUCCUUUUUACACACACACACACACACACACACACACACACACACACACACACACACACACACACACACACAGGCUGGAGUUACAGUAACACACACACAUAAACACACACACACCUUCCAGAUCUAAGAUUAGAUCCAACAGAUAUGUAUUCUCCGCUAUGUCUGACACAGGAUGAAUUCCAUCCUUUCAUCGAAGCCCUGCUGCCCCACGUCCGGGCCUUCGCCUACACAUGGUUCAACCUGCAGGCUCGCAAGAGGAAGUACUUCAAGAAGCACGAGAAGCGCAUGUCCAAGGAGGAGGAGCGCGCCGUGAAGGACGAGCUGCUCAGCGAGAAGCCCGAGGUCAAACAGAAGUGGGCGUCCCGCCUCCUCGCCAAGCUGCGCAAGGACAUCCGACCCGAGUUCAGGGAGGACUUUGUGCUGACGGUGACGGGGAAGAAGCCGCCAUGCUGCGUGCUGUCCAACCCCGACCAGAAGGGCAAGAUGAGGAGGAUCGACUGCCUGCGCCAGGCGGACAAAGUGUGGAGGCUGGACCUGGUCAUGGUGAUUUUAUUCAAAGGGAUUCCCCUCGAAAGUACUGACGGGGAGAGGCUGGUAAAGUCUCCUCAGUGUUCGAACCCCAGCCUGUGUGUGCAGCCGCACCACAUUGGAGUUUCAGUCAAGGAGCUGGAUCUGUACCUGGCCUACUUCGUGCACGCAGAAGCCAGCCAAUCAGAGAGCCCCAACCAGGCCAGCGAAUCUGAUAUCAAGGAGCAGCCAGAGAACGGUCACCUGGGUUUUCAGGACAGCUUCGUCACACCUGGAGUCUUCACAGUGGCCGAGCUAGUACGAGUCUCACAGACACCCAUCGCAGCCGGCACCGGUCCAAACUUCUCAUUGGCCGACCUGGACAGCUCCUCCUACUACAGCAUGAGUCCAGGAGCCAUGAGGAGACCCCUACCCAGCACCUCCUCCUCCAGCUCUGCCAAGAGGAUAAAGUGUAUGGAGGAGGACGUGGACAGUCCAGGAGAGGAGUCCUACUACCCGGGUCAGGGUCGGUCUCCGGGCAGCGGCAGCCAGGCCAGCAGCUGGCACGACGUGGAGCCAGCUGGAUAUAAGCUGCGUGGCUCUCUAGCUAGCUCGUUCAUCUCCCGACAAGGGAUGCCGUCGCCCGCUGGCGCUCUAAAGAAGUCAGAGAAGUCUGGUUUCUGCGGCGCCGUGCCUUCACCGAGCGGUGCCUCCUCCGCCUCCACCUCCUCCUCUUCUUCUUCCUCCUCUUCCCCCCGAACGGCUUUCACACACCAUCACCGGCCCGUCAUUACUGGGCCUCGAGCGAGCCCCCACGCUCCCCCCUCCAGCCUCCACUUCUCCUCCUCCCCCAUCCUGCAGCAGCCCGGCUCCUACUUCUCCCACCCGGCCAUCAGGUAUCACCCGCAGGAGACGCUCAAGGAGUUCGUCCAACUGGUCUGUCCUGACUCCGCCCAGCAGGCCGGACAGGUGGGCUUCCUCAACCCUAAUGGUAGCUCCCAGGGAAAGGUCCACAACCCUUUCCUGCCGACGCCCAUGCUGCCUCCCCCUCCGCCUCCCCCGAUGGCCCGUCCCGUCCCACUGCCCGUUGACGCCAAGCCGCCCUCCACCUCCUCCACUGAGGGGGGAGGCAACUCGCCCACCUCGCCCACUUACUCUACCCCCACUACAUCUCCAGCCCAGCGGUUCGUCAGCGUCGGACCCAGAGACCCCGGCUUUAACAUCCCUCAGCAACCACAGUGGUACCUGGGAUAAGGACUCCAGAGGCCCCUCCAUCCUCCACCCACCUGUACGACAGAUCGCUGCAGCCUCCUCCUCAACAUUUCACCUUUGAUGCCAGCUGCAACAGAGAGCCCUGUCUUGCCCCACCCUUACAGCCCCCCCAUUCUCCUCUGCGCCUGACUCCGCUCCCACCAGCGCCAUACAGAGACUCAGCAGCAUCAGCAUGGCUACAGCGGAUCAAACGCACCCCGACCCUGGUGUUAAACACCCACUCUGUAAACUCUAUGUCAAAGACUUCCCUGUAGACAUAUGGUUCAUAUGUCAGUGUCCAUAUUUAGUGCCAGACCCCCCCUCCUCUCUUCCCCAACUCCCCAGAAACCAGACCAGGCUGAAAAAUUAGUGGGGGGACUGAGCUUUCAAUUUUGGGAACGCUGCAGGACUGAAUUACAGAGCUUCCCUUCUGGAGAAACCACAUACACACUCUCCCAUCAUCCUCUGCAGUGUGUGCAUCCAGUGGACUUGCAGGGGUACAAAGUCCUCCCCACUUCCACCACGCGACCCCCCCAUCCCGAUGGAUUCCGAUGGCUUGGUCGGAUUGGUUGUUGGGACAGGACAGGAUGUGCUGUGGUUGGAGGGAGGGAGGAGGUGUUAACUGGCUCAGAUACCACCAGCUAAUACCCCCGCCCCCUCCCCACACCUGAGCCCUCACACACCUCCUGGGAUGGACUCCACCCCCACUUGACCCCACCCCCUGGUUGGUUGCAGGUCAGGGAGGGAGGAAGCCGACAAAGUUCUUUCCAAGGACAUAGACCAGUGCUUAAUGGAAAGACGUGAUCUGACGGGGAGGUGGUGCGGGUGCAAACAGACGCCCUUCCUGUUUCACAGUAAUAACAUGAACUACACGUGGAGGGAUGGGGGUGAUGAUGGGGGAGGUCGGGUGGAGGGGGGUUAUAAACGUGGGGAAGCAGGGGUUUGUUGAUGUGUUGCGACCAGACACUGGUGGAUCAAGCUCGUUUAUCUGGGAGGCUUUGGCUUCAUGGCUCAUUGAUUUUUCUCUCUUAGCCAUCAUUUCAGCUGGUCCCCUCCUCCUCCUCCUCUUUCCAUCCACCAGUCUGGGUGAAGCUACAGCAUGUUGAGGGUGGGCAGAAAACUCUGGUGUCCGAAACGAAGCAGGCAGACAGGAGAGAGAUGAGUGACUAAAACUUUACCAGUGGAAUAUUGAUCAUGAGGAAAGUGCAAUUUUGUUGGCUAGCUGUUGGAUAGUUAAAUAUCUUUGUAAGAUAGCUCGUUGAAAACAGUUGUUGAAAAGUAUAUAUAAAUAUAUAUUUUUCUUCCUAGUCCGCUCACACCUCUGGGACUCUAAAAUAUUGGGGUACAAAAGACAACAACACAGCGUUGAACUAGAAACCAUAGCCUUGUGAGAAAUAAGGGGAGCUGUAUUCACUUUUAUUGUUUAUUAUUUGUUGUUUGUUCAUCUUGAAAAGCUGUUAGCAUGGUAGAACAAGAAUCCCUUUAAGAAAUAUCAUCAGUUUAAACAAUCAUUUUUUAAAGCUUUUCUCGCAGCUUAAGUCUGCCUUUCAUUUUGUUUAAGAGAAAAAAAACGCAAAGCGAUUAACUUAUUUUAAUGAGCACAUCGUUUUACUUUAAAAAAAGAAAAGAAAAGCAAUUUGAAUUUCUCAUGAGGCAAAAUCAUGAGAAAUAUAACGAGUGAAUUUAAGCUUAAAAGUAAUCAUGUUUUCUCCGGUUUCUGUUGGCGAGAUAAUCUUUAACGGGUGCCACCCGGUAACGGGCUGCCCAAUGAUUGGGCGGGUCUCCUAGAGCUCCUGUCCAAUCAAAAGCACUUAUUCCUGCAGUUGGCCAAUGGCCCGCGAGUGUGUAAUCAGGGGGUGAGGUUUAGCGAUAAAGAGGCAGAGCAGAGGGUAACUCUCUGGGAGCUUUCGUCCACAAAUAGACAAGACAGCCGAGCGCUUCACAUGCAACUUACCAUUUUGUUGAACUUCAGUUUUGUUUUUCCUUUCCUAUACUAUAUAUAUAAAUAUAUAUAUAUACACACACACACACACACAAACACAAACACACUCACACACACACACAUACACUCUUACGACCAUCCAGCGUCGAACAAAAGUGAAUUUAAGUGAAAAUUUACAAAAAAAGAACAAAAAAAUCUGCAUGUUUUAGUGUUAGUGACAAAUUUUUCCAUAGAUGAUGUAGUUAGUGAGAUAAAGACACUAUAUUGUAAACCCAACAUCAGGCACUUGCCAGCAGCCGUCUAUUAGUUUGGCCCCGUCAAGGCCUUUUCUAUCUCUCUCCUUCACAAACAACCAGCUCUCUUCGCUUCUCGGCAUUUCUCCAUUCUUUUUAUUUCUUAUUCCUUCCCUUCCUGCUUCCUUGCUUUUUCCUUCAUCAACAGAUCAAUUAUGCUUUUCAGUUCCACAACGCUCUCUUUCAUCCGUACAUUAUCAAAUUGCACGAAAACAAUUGUUCCUCAUCAAUGUGCCUUGAGCUACAGUCCAGUCCUGAGGGUGCACAAGAUCCAAUGUGGAGAGUUGUUUUAUUGUUUUUUUCUUCCACCCUCCACACCUGAGAUUUUGUAGGUAACUGGAGCAAUUAAUGUCGAAGCGUUAAAGCUGAAGAGGAACGCUGUGAUUUCCAGAAUUACUCGCUGGUAAACUCUUAGUAUAAAAAGGUCUGAGGCCUGCGCUGCACUGCUUUCUGCCCCCACUCCCCCCACCUACCUGCAGCGCUGAGCAGAGACCUCACAGGUGAAAUCCACACCAGCUACAAUCAGGUCAAUCAUCUCCAGAUCUCUGCUAACUAGUGGCAACACGCUGAAUUUUUGUGAAAUGAGCAUAAAGUCUGAGGUUUGGGUCAAAUUUGCUAAGUUCAGUUUAGCUGAAAGGUAACAGAUAUAAGUUAGCUAACGGUUUAGUGGCGUACACACUUUGAAUCAGGUUAGCUCCCGUUAGGUGUGGUUCAGCUUUGCUAAGUGUUCAUUUUAGCUCCUAAGAAAAUUUUGGCUCAAGUUAGUUAACAGUUCAAUUUAAGAGCAAAAAUUUACUGAUUUGAGUUAGCUAGCAAUUCGGUUGCUAAAACACUUAAAAUCUGGUGAGCUAACUGCUAUCAGUUUAUCUAAUAGUUUGGUUUACUACGUAAUAGUUAAGUUUAGCAGAUAAACUGUUUAGUUCCAGUUAGCUAACAAGCUAUUUUAACUUCUAAAAAUGUUUGGUUCAAGUGACUGAUUCAAGUUAGCUAACAGUUUAGUGGUUAAACACUUUGAAUCAGGUUAGUUAACGUUUGGUUAGGUUACGUUAAGUUUGGGUUACCUUUUGCAAACUGCAUCCUUUCAGUUUAUUAUAGCAUUUUUUUUAAUUAACUAGCUCUAGUUUUAGUAGCUAAAACACUUUUAAUGAGGUUAGCUAACUGUUGAGUUUAGCGGCUAAAACAGUUAAGUUCAAUUUAUCUAAGAGUUCAGUUUAUUCCCUAGUUCUCAAGAGUUUAGUUUACCAGCUAAAACAGUUUGAAUGAGAUUAGCUAAGAGUUCAGUCCCCAACAGUAAAGUUUAGUAGUUAAAAAAGUUCAGCUAGCUAGCAGCUAAGUUUAGUGUCUAAGACACUUUGAAUCAGUGAACUAACUGUUGAGUUUAGCAGCUGAAACAGUUUAGUUCAGUUUUCAGUUUCAGUUUAUUCCCCAGUCUAUAACAGUGUAGUUCAGUAGUUAAAACAGUUUGGAUGACAGCGAUUAUUGUAUGACAUGUUUAUUUUAGCAUCUAAAGGUAUUUGCUUCAGCCUAGCUAACACAGGCUAUGUUGUUCCCUAACAGUCCACUUUAAAACUUAAAAAAAAAAACUUAACUAUACAUAAUAAGUGUGGUGGUGAUUAGAUUAAAAAAAAUUUUAAAAAACAACUGUUAUUCUUUAUACCAUACAGUAGGAAAAAUGUGUUUUUCAGAAGAUAUGUACACGGUGAAGUUGAUGUCUGUGAGGAUGGAGUGAUACACUAAAAACACACCUUUCUGUCAAGGUGCGUUCCAAUCACCUAGUAGUUCCCUGCGCAGUGGACUGCACAGGGUAUUCAGCCAUGUUAAGUAAGAUUCCAAACCGUAGGGAGCAAAAGGUGCUCAGUUCAAAGGGACCUAUGAACUGAGCAGGGAAUAACUGAACAACCAUUCAUCAAUUCACCAGAAGUUGACAAGAUUACCCAUCAGUCAUUGCGCCUAGCAGGUGCGCCAAAAACGACAAUGGACAACAUCUUGUAAAUCAAUCAAAUCACAUUUAUUCCCAAGUUACAUACAAUUAAAUAUAAUAGGUUUUGUAAUGGUAUCAGUUAUUUAUCAAUAUAUAUUAAAUUUUCAAUAUUUUAUUUCAGUAGUGUAAAAUGUCCACAGUAGCAGCAACACGUAUCCGAGGUGUUUACGUUACCAGGGUGACGCAUGGAGGAAGGAGGAUGUCUGCGUUUAUGACGUUGCAGGGUGCUCCGAAUGAAGUAAUUUUGUUGAGGGAAGUUCCCUUAACUGAUAUUCCCUGAGCAGGGAGCAAGGAGCACUGUUUAUGUACACUAUGGAUCGGAACGCAACCUCACUCUUUGUGUUGUCGGCAGUUGAAGACAUUGUGCUCAUUUGACUAAAUUUCGCGAUGCCAGUAUCUUGAUGGAGCAGACGGAGCUUAUAACUGCUCACUACCUGGUAGAUUGGUUCAGUUGAGUGUGUUUACCCCCCCCCCCCCCUCCAUCCUGUCCUUUGUUUGGUGGGGUGACUUUUACAUCUGUUGCUGUAAUCUCCAAACAGCAAAACCUUUUCUUUUUAAGUCCUCCAGUUUUAAUUUUUGGUUUGUUUGUUCUUCUACUUUUGUUCCCACAUAUGAAUAAUGAAAACUUUAAAUAUGCAAUACCUGCUUGCACUCACUUAGACUUAUUUUGUCUCAUAUUGUUUAUUUAGUCUGAUUUUUCUUUCUAUUUACUUUCAACCAAAGUUAGCAUGCACAUGACUGGCGUUGUGCUCUGUGGCCCUAAAAAUAAAUAGUGAAGCCAGCCCUGUAGUGAUGCUCCAGCCAAGCUGAGCCGCUCAGGGAUUCCUUCUUUCCUCCCUUCUUUCCUUCCUUCCUUCCUGUUUCGAUAAUCUACCAGGCGGCCACAAUACGACAUUCGGGUCUCUCUUUCCUAAAAUUUAAAAAAUUUAAUUUCUUUGGUCACAAGCAAGCCUUAAACAAGUCCAACUUCUUUUCCAUCGCACAGAACAGUCAAUCAAAAACAUUUCUGAUGAUGUCCAGCAUUUUAACUGUACCCCGCCCUGCUCCGCAGAGGUUCUAGUGAAUAAAUCAUUUACCCGUUCUGUGUUCGGUCCAUCUAUCAAAGUUAACGGACAGUGACGUGAUGGUUUAGUAGUUCCACUUGUGUGGGUUGUGUGUUUCCUCUUAGUGUGACAUGUUUGUCUCUGUUCUUGCCUACCCUUUAGCCAUGAGUUGGGCAUUACUUCCUUAAUUAUCUGCACUAAAUAUGAAAUAAAUGACAAUAGUGAAAAAGUAUGUAAUAAAAAAAUACAGCUUCCAGGGCUUAAAAAGAGCGAAGGGAAUAUAAAAAAAAAAAAAAAAUUGCACGGACAUUUUUUUUUAAGUGUCACAAAAACCUUGUGAAACAGCCUAGCAUCUAAUCAGCGACUUUUGGCUGUGUGUGUAAGAUAACGACAAAAUUGCACCCUUUUUAAAGAAAGAAAAAAUGAAAAAGAAUAUAAAAGCAAUAGUUUGGGCAGUGUGUUGUUUUGUUCUUGUGUUAUGUGUGUAAUUUAGUUCUGGUACAGCAGCGAAGAGACGCAGAGAAGAGUUAGCUCUUAACGGACGGGAGGGCAGAGCAGCAGGGCCACUCGGCCUGACUGGGAGACGUGUUUGUAUGUUGUAUAGUUUUAUUAAUUACACUGAUUUUAAAGCUGCCCUAUUUUAUAAUGCAGGACUUUUGUAACAUUGAUUAAAUGAGGAAAAACUAGUGUUGUGAAUUUUCUGAUUGUUUGUAUCGAGGCCACAUUACUAGAACUGGUUUGGUUUGUUUUCUGGGAACUGGAUUUAAGUUGAAAACUUUCCUGUUUCCUUAUUUUCUUUAUUUUUCUUUGCUUUCCUUUUUGUAUGUAUUUAAGGACAUUUCCUCUUUGAUGGUAUAGCAUAUUCCUGUACUUAAAAAGUACAGGGCGCUGUGGUGAUAAGACCAUUGUAAAUGGAUGUUACAGUAUGCUCUAUGUUUGAAGGUUAUUUGUUGCAUCAGUGUUGAUGAAGCUAAAUCUAGGUAAUUCUGAGGAAAACUGGUAAGAGAAGCGAGCGUUUUUUAUGCAUUUUAAAAACUUUAGUUUUAGGCAGGAGACAAUGACAUAGCCAGCCAAAGGAUGCCCCUACUAUAAAUGCAUCUAGGCAUCUUUUUUUGUGUUCACCAUUCCAUGCAGGAAAAUAAACAGCUUGAUUAUGCAACAUGA